Messenger RNA from Frankliniella occidentalis (western flower thrips), 27360 nucleotides. RefSeq names its product ankyrin-3. Gene Ontology annotation, molecular function: protein binding. The coding region runs from base 205 to 26094 and encodes 8629 amino acids. Gene Ontology annotation, biological process: signal transduction. Lineage: Eukaryota; Metazoa; Arthropoda; Insecta; Thysanoptera; Thripidae. The record is from RefSeq and is a predicted model, not a curated record. The transcript is spliced from 39 exons.
CCCGCCCCAGCCAGACGCACCGCGUCGCUCUCGCCAGCUCCUCCUGCAGCCCCUGCCUGCCGUGAGUGUGCUGGGCGAGGCGCGGCGCGGCCUGAGCGCGCCCUCGACGCCCGUCGCGCGCCUCCCGCGUGCCCUCCUGCCGCGUGCUGCACUAGUGCGGCCGCGUGACCUGUGUGCAGCCGCGGCAGCCGCCCGUCCACCGCCAUGGCGCAGUUUGUCACCUCGCUGCAGCCGUCCCUGGCGGACAUGUCGCGCACACCCCACGCCGGCCACCCUCCGCACCCGCACCCUCCCCCCCACAAGGGGCACGGACAUGAAAAGGAAAAGGAGAAGAUUGCGCAGAAGAUGGCGAAGGAGCAGCAGCAGCUGCAGCAGCAACAACAGCAGGCUCACUCCAAGCACGCUGCCCAAGCGGCCGCGGCCGCCAGCGUCCCGGAACGCGUCGCCGAGAAGUCCGAUGGAAACACGGCAUUUCUGCGAGCUGCCCGUGCCGGGAAUCUCGACAAAGUUCUUGAACAUCUGAAAUCCGACGUUGACAUCAACACAGCUAACGCCAAUGGACUGAACGCUCUCCAUUUAGCUUCCAAAGAAGGCCACACACAUGUAGUAACAGAGCUACUAUCUAGAGGGGCCACCGUUGACGCCUCCACCAAGAAGGGAAACACAGCACUUCACAUUGCCUCCUUAGCGGGCCAAGAGGAGGUAGUGAGAUUGCUGGUCCAGCAUGGUGCAGCCGUCAACGUGCAAAGUCAAAAUGGAUUCACACCACUGUACAUGGCUGCACAGGAGAAUCAUGACAAUGUUGUCAAGUUUCUUUUGGCUAAUGGUGCAAACCAAAGUCUUGCAACUGAGGAUGGCUUUACUCCACUGGCAGUUGCCAUGCAACAAGGCCAUGAUAAAGUAGUUGCAGUUCUUUUAGAAAAUGACACACGUGGGAAGGUGCGGCUUCCUGCGUUGCAUAUUGCUGCUAAGAAAGAUGACUGCAAAGCUGCGGCUCUGUUGCUUCAAAAUGAGCACAAUCCAGAUGUUACUUCUAAAAGUGGCUUCACACCUCUACACAUAGCAGCCCAUUAUGGUAAUGAAGCUAUUGCAAAUUUGCUUCUCAACAAGGGAGCUGAUGUCAAUUAUUCUGCCAAGCACAAUAUUAGUCCUCUUCAUGUUGCUGCAAAAUGGGGUAAAACCAACCUUGUUGCUUUGUUGUUGGAGAGGGGUGCACAUAUUGAAGCCAAAACACGAGAUGGUCUAACUCCACUUCACUGUGCUGCAAGAUCUGGUCAUGAACAAGUUGUUGACAUGAUGCUAGAAAGAGGUGCACCCAUUAGCUGCAAAACAAAGAAUGGUCUUGCUCCUCUUCACAUGGCAGCUCAAGGGGAUCAUGUUGAUGCUGCACGAAUUCUCCUUUACCAUCGAGCUCCAGUUGAUGAAAUAACUGUUGACUAUCUCACAGCACUCCAUGUAGCGGCCCACUGUGGUCAUGUACGAGUGGCCAAACUGCUUCUUGAUCGUAAGGCUGACCCCAAUGCAAGGGCUCUUAAUGGAUUCACUCCUCUGCAUAUUGCUUGCAAGAAGAAUAGAAUUAAAGUUGUUGAACUUCUCCUGAAACAUGGAGCAUCGAUAGAGGCUACGACUGAAUCUGGCUUGACCCCACUCCAUGUUGCGAGCUUCAUGGGAUGCAUGAAUAUUGUGAUCUACCUUCUACAAAAUGAGGCAAACCCUGAUGUUCCUACUGUCCGGGGAGAAACACCCCUCCAUCUUGCAGCACGUGCCAAUCAGACAGACAUCAUUCGCAUUUUGUUGCGCAAUGGAGCACAAGUAGAUGCUAGAGCAAGAGAACAACAAACACCCUUGCACAUUGCUUCCCGUUUGGGUAAUGUUGAUAUUGUGAUGUUACUGCUUCAACAUGGAGCUGCUGUAGACUCAACUACCAAAGAUCUGUACACUGCUCUGCAUAUUGCCGCCAAAGAGGGACAAGAAGAGGUUGCCGCGGUUCUUUUGGAAAACGGAGCCUCGCUUACUGCUACAACCAACAAGGGCUGCACUCCUUUACAUCUUGCUGCCAAAUAUGGCAACAUGAAAGUUGCCAAGUUAUUGCUACAAAAAGAUGCUCCAGUUGACUCCCAGGGCAAGAAUGGAGUCACCCCUCUUCAUGUUGCAAGUCACUACGACCAUCAGAGUGUGGCACUCUUGUUGCUGGAUAAAGGUGCCUCCCCUCAUGCUACUGCAAAGAAUGGGCACACACCUUUGCACAUCGCAGCCAGGAAAAACCAGAUGGAUAUUGCUACUACACUACUAGAAUAUGGGGCAAAGGCUAAUGCUGAGUCUCGGGCAGGUUUCACUCCUUUGCAUUUGAGCGCACAAGAAGGUCAUACUGACAUGUCCACACUUCUUAUUGAACAUCAAGCUGACACUAAUCAUCAAGCCAAGAAUGGCCUCACUCCUCUACAUCUUUGUGCACAAGAAGAUAGGGUGAAUGUUGCGCAGAUUCUUGUAAAAAGUGGAGCAAAUGUUGACUCUAUCACCAAGGCUGGUUAUACACCUCUUCAUGUCGCUAGUCAUUUUGGACAAGUAAACAUGGUGCGAUUCCUUUUGCAACAUGGUGCUGAUACUGGUGCUGUGACUAGUGUUGGUUACACCCCUCUUCAUCAGGCCGCCCAACAAGGUCAUUCGGGUGUUGUCAGCAUUUUAUUAAAUAGUGGAGCCCAACCCAAUGUUACCACAAAGCAAGGACAAACAGCUUUGUCAAUUGCACAAAAGUUAGGUUACAUAAGUGUUGUGGAGACGCUUAAAGUUGUGACAGAAAUAACUACAAUUACAACCACAACCACAACCACAAUUGAAGAAAAAUAUAGAGUUGUGGCACCAGAAACAAUGCAAGAAACCUUCAUGUCUGAUUCAGAGGAAGAAGGAGGGGACCAAGGCCUCGAGUGCACUGGGAUGUACUUCGGAAAACCCACGCACGCUCAGCAUGUCUACUUGCCUUAUUAUGAAGGGCAAUCGCUGCUCAAGCGAGAGGAUACUCUACUGAACGAACAGCCAUACCAUUACUUAACUGUGGAUGAAAUGAAAAGCCUUGGAGAUGAUUCCUUACCAAUUGAUGUCACACAAGAUGAUCGGCAUGAUUCCAACAGAGAUCUUGUGAGUCCCCAACAUGUGAAAGAAGUGUAUUCUGCCCAACUGAAUUAUGCAUCUGAUAAUGUGGACAUAUCUCGACAUCCAGUCAAUGUUGGAAAACUCAAGUGGAAGAAUUUCCUUGUGAGUUUCCUGGUGGAUGCCAGAGGUGGUGCUAUGCGAGGUUGCCGCCACAGUGGAGUGCGGGUGAUUGUUCCCCCACGUAAGGCACCUCAGCCUCUUCGAGUCACUUGCCGAUAUCUGAAAAGGGACAAACUUAGUCAUCCUCCUCCUCUCAUGGAGGGAGAAGCCUUGGCAAGUCGUAUUCUUGAAUUGGGUCCUGUUGGUGCCAAAUUUUUGGGACCUGUGAUAAUUGAAGUACCCCAUUUUGGUUCCCUUCGUGGAAGAGAAAGAGAAAUAGUUAUCUUGAGGUCAGAUAAUGGUGAGACAUGGAGAGAACACACUGUGGAAGCAAGUGAAGAUGCGAUUCAUGAUGUCCUUAAUGAGAGUUUUGAAAAAGAUGGUGAGCGAAAUGAGCUUAGUCAGCUAGAGGUUUGUGACUCAGGUCGUCUGACUCGCAUACUGACCACUGACUUCCCUCAGUACUUUGCUGUUGUGUCUCGAGUACGACAAGAGGUUCACGCCAUCGGACCUGAAGGUGGAAUGGUAUCAUCGUCAGUUGUUCCUCAAGUACAAGCAGUUUUCCCUCAAGGUGCUCUGACUAAGAAGAUUAAAGUUGGCCUUCAGGCCCAGCCUAUCCAAGCUGAUUUAGUGGCAAAACUCCUCGGAAACCGGGUUGCUGUUUCCCCAAUUGUCACUGUAGAACCAAGACGACGUAAAUUCCAUAAGCCCAUCACGCUGACCAUACCUGUGCCUCAAGCUGCCAAUAAGGGAAUGAUUAAUCAGUAUUCAGGCGAUGCACCAACAUUAAGAUUACUGUGCAGCAUAACAGGAGGCACUACAAGAGCCCAAUGGGAGGAUGUCACAGGUUCUACACCUCUCACCUUCGUAAAUGACUGUGUGUCAUUUACCACUACUGUGUCAGCAAGAUUUUGGCUUAUGGAUUGUCGGAAUAUAUCUGAAGCAACCAGAAUGGCCACAGAACUUUACAAGGAAGCAAUACAUGUUCCAUUCCUGGCAAAGUUUGUGGUGUUCUCAAAGAGGGUUGAUUUCUUAGAAGCUCGUCUGAGGGUAUUUUGUAUGACUGAUGAUAAGGAAGACAAAACCCUUGAGCACCAGGAACACUUCACUGAGGUGGCCAAGAGUAGAGAUGUAGAGGUGCUGGAGGGUAAAUCACAAUUUGUGGAGUUUGCUGGUAAUCUUGUUCCUGUGACGAAGUCUGGUGAUCAACUGCAACUUGGUUUCCGUGGAUUCCGUGAGAAUAGACUUGCUUUCACAACAAGGGUUAAGGAUCCUCAUGCUGAUGCUGUAGGAAGAAUUCUCUUCAUGAAGGAGGCCAAAGUGCAGAAAGGUGAUCCCCCACAACAACCUGUUUGUGUGCUGAAUAUUGUUCUUCCUGAUGAUAUCAUCCCUGAAUCAAGUACUGCCGAAUCAACUCCUCAAAAAUAUAGUCAUGUUCACCUCAGUAUCAAUGGGUCUUCAGCACCAGCUAGACCAGAAUUGAGACUUUCUGACAUUAGCAACACACUAGGCUCCGAUUGGGAAUCAUUAGCAGUAGAGCUAGGUCUAUCAAGGUCUGAUGUUGAUAGAAUAAAAAGUGAUCACCCUGCCUCUGCUGCUCCUCAACAUGCAAUGGCUAUGCUAAGGCUAUGGCUCCAGAAAUUAGGCAACAAAGCUUCUGGUACAGAGCUUCAGCAAGCACUCCAGAGGCUUGGCCGAGAUGACAUCAUACACCGUUGCAUGAUAAGCUGUGAUGACCAAGAAAUGAAUUUAACUUCCAGUCAUUUGGGCUUAGACCAAUCUGGCUUUGAUAACUUACAAGAGGAGUUGGGAGUGAGUAGAGAUGUUUCAAGAGAUGCAUCUAGAGAGGCUUCAUUACGACGAAACCUUAGUCUAGAGGCUGGAGGGCCAUAUGAUGAACAAGACAUCAUGAAGGUCAGUAGGGAUUCGGAGUCUGUUGAAGAGCUGGUAGAAAAGCCAAUACAUACUAUAGAGAGGAUAGAAGAAGUAAAACAAAUUGACAAGCAUCACCGGGAGCAGGAUGACAGCGAAGAAAGAAAAUAUGUUGCAGAGGAGAAAGAAGUAGAAGAAAAACGAAAGUCAGUUAGGGAAAGGACCCAGGAUAUCGAGAAAAGACUCUCACAAACUUCAAUGGAAGACCAGCAACAGAGAAGAGAUUCCCAACUAUUCCAGGGCGUUAGUGAGGGUUUGGAGAGGCUGAAUGUAACACAAGCAACAGAAGCUGGAGACCUGCUGUCCCCAGGUGUGGUACAGACACCUCCGCCUAGUCCCGCUGAACUCCCCUAUGACGCAGGUGAACACAAUUGGCAUGAAAGUAAGGUUUCAACAACAACAACUAUAACUUCUGAACAGCAUUCUGGCUCUCAAGUGGCGGUUGCCGCCGCAUCGCCCCAAGAGGAUGAGGACCUGGACGCAGACAGCUUCCAGGAGCAGUUCCUAUUGGAAACGCCGCCCUCGGGUAUUACCACUAGGCACGGGUUCAUCGCCGUCCCCGAUGAAAGCGACGAGGAGGCGGUGCGGACGCCUUCCACUCCGGGCGCCCCUCAGGGCGCCUCUCACAGCUCCCGGGCGACAUCACUUCUAUCCUCCGAAAAGAGAGACGUUGCUGCACGGAUCGAUAAGAUGCAGGCCAUGGGGGUGGAGUUCAAGCAGCUCGAAUCACCGGGGGAGGAGAAGGGAGCUGCUGACGAGAAGCGGGCUGAGCAUCGCAAGGACGUCGAUCGACUUGCGGGUGGUGUGGGAGACGACAACCCUCCGACAGACUCCACGACCAGUGAUAAAAGUCCACGACAAUCUUCACGAUCAACCAGUCCACCUGCUGUUUGCAGAGUAGUGCAGACACCCCCUACACUUGAACUCGUAAUUGGACACAAAAAGGUACGCACACGGGACGCAAGUGCUUCAUCAGAGAGUACAGUGACUUUGUACGGAAGUCAGGAUGUAGAGAUAUCGAUUCGGUCAGAGUCGCACAUAAGCGUCACAAGAAAGGAGCCUGGUGGGAAAGAUUCGGCGUCGGCGUCCUUUGACGCUGACGUCACCGAGGAAAGUGAGUCACCUCUACGGCGUUCAGCAAGAACUGGUGUGGAUCCACAGCGCUCUUGUGCGAAGGUUACGUACAAAGAUCAGUCAAGCCCAGAACAUAGCAGUGGCAUUUUUAUACUGCCUAGUAGAAAGGAGCGCAAGAAAGAAGAAACUGUUUUGUUUAGUGGCGAGGAAAGUGUGUACCGGUACGACCAGGGUGAAGCUAUUAUAGCUUCUGUUGACAGUCCUGGUACGGACGAAAGUGCAUCACAUCUCAUAACAGAUACUGGCAUUAGUCUAACACGUGGAACAACGGACACUAGUCCAGCACAGCAGCCAGCGCGUGGCCGAGCCGACAGGGACAUCGACGCUGACAUUGACGGAGAAGAAUCAGAAUUAACCGAUGCUGGAUUGAGUCCUAUCCAACCUGAUGAUAUUGGCCUCCCACCGAUGUCUUCUGACAUGAAAUUUUACGACGAAGAAGUGACGCUUGUUAGUUUCACAGAGAUGGGCACAAGUCCUCACGAUUAUCAGAUUGAGUCAAGUUCCGUAGCACUUUCUCCUAUAGAAAUUCCUACUUCAGAAGCGUCCGUCUACACAGAUUCUGUGGAUACAAAAGACGCAGGAGUGAGCCCAAUUGGCUCGGAUGAUGAGUCUCUCAAACAAUUAAGCUCUAUCUCGGCGUCGGCCCCUGUUUUGCCCCAUGACGCGGAUCUCGCACGCAGUCCUGAGGAAGACACAGAAUCUAAACGGUUCAAAACUGAAUUAGUAAUUCAGAUUGGUCCGGAAACUUCACACAGUUUGCCACAGAAGGACCCAAGUCCACCCAAGAAAAUAGGACCGAAGGUGAAAGAGCUCCAAAAGGUGUUUACCGAGCCAGAUGAAGGAGAAGACCUUAAAACAGCUGUGCAACGCACGGUGGACGACGAUUCUGACGAAGAAAGUUUGAGAUCACACCCGGGUGUAUCAAAAAUCGUGGAGGAAAUUGAAGACAGUCUGGGCACCCCAAAGCAUGCUCGGCGCUCGAGCAGCAAAGACUCGCCACCACGAGGCGCUUCAUAUGAUAAAAUUUCUAUUGACAAAGUCGAAACUGAAGUAACAUUUUCUGUGAUGGAAGAUAUAAAUAAAAGCAUAGAAAGCGAUCGUGAAGAAUUAACGGUAAAGGUAGCAGGGCAAUCAGAUGGAAAACGAACCGUUUUUGUACAGGAAACUAAUUUGGAUAACGUUAGUGUACAUCCAAUUACAACCAAAUCACAAGAACUCCAGAAAACAAGUAAAACGACUGAAACACCACAAGCUCCUCAAGAGUCAAAUUUACAUGAUAGAAAGAUUUUCGAGGAAAACGUGGACGAGAUUAUUGAAAGAGAAGAGGUGAAGCAAGUCGUAGUCAAGACUACUAGGGAAGAAACGACAGAAAUGGAAAACAGGGAAGAUAGCUCUGUCCUGACAUUUACAGUAAAAACAACUGCACAUGAAAUGAACAAAGUUGAAACUGUCAAAGAAACAAUAGCUCAUGUGAAGACUGUGACAUCUCACAGUGAACAACAACGGCAACCAUUUGCCCAAGACUUAGCAGCUACGGUUAGUGCAAUGGAGAAGCUAAGAGAUACAGUUGAAAAUAUCCUUCCCGAGUUUUCAAGUGACCAUGAAAACCGUUUAACUGAAAAACGAGAUGAAGGUUUGCCGACGGGUGUUGAGACAUGUCUGCAUAAAACUGAAGAGACACUUAAGCGGAUAAGCGAGAAACUUGACGUUUCUGGAGUACCCAAUGAGGUUUCAAACCAACACCAUUCAAUUAAAACAUUGGCUCCUGACUUGCUUACUGCGCAAACCACACUUGAGCGGAUUAGAAAGACGCUUGAUGACACCGAAUUGACUGCGGAAAACACAACUGUAGACAAUGCUCUCACAUCUGACCAUGCUGCCACCGCAACCCCAGAAAUGUCUUCUCCUAGCGCACAAGUUGAAGAAGAUUCUGCAAGCACUGAAAGCUCCGCUACACUUUCCGCCAUGGAACUGCAGAAAGGAGCAACAACUCAUCAGGAAAAUGUUGGUUCUCUCUCCACUACUAGUAGCAUUGAUGGAUCUCAUGUUGUAGAUGUUGUCAGAAAAGAGGUAUGUGACCCCAGACCACGCAGUUUGCAGAAAGAAGCUGAUCAUGUUGUAACAGAGAGGGACGUGUCUGAUCUAAUGUCAGAGGUAGCCGAAUGCACCCGUCAAAUAAAGCAGGAAGUGCGGCAGCUGAAACCAGAUUUGACUCCAACCCCUGAGGGAUCAGAUUUAGGCACUUUAAACUUGGCUCUAGCUAGGGCAACGGGGAUGUCACUCAUACCAGAGGUAAGCUGCAGCCAAACGACUGAACUUACAAUUCAACAUAAGGAGCCCGACGACCACGAACGACUUGAUUCGGAUUUAGAUGGCGAUACUAGACCGUGUUCACCUCCCGGUGAACGUAAGGUUUUAAGUUCGGAAGCAGACUUACGCGUUCCAUCUGCAUCUACACAAGAUGUAGAUUCAGUUUUGGAAACCCAAGCAGUAGCAGACGAAAAACUUGAUGAGGGCUCUGAGAAAGUGAAGAGUGGCAAAGUUGAGCCCGCGACGGUGCUAGCAAUUAAGGCCACCCAUGACUUGCUUGAGGCUGAACGUAAAGGGCGAAAUAUACAUACUUCAGAGAAAUCUGAAACAGACGAAACAAUUCACGUUAGCAGUGCUAGGGCUGAUGAUGGGCGAACAGUUGAAAGCGAACUUCGGUCUGCUUUGAUUGUUUGUGUGGCCGUAGGGCAAUCAAUGGCAUUAGAUGCAGUCUCGAAACCUAGUCAGGAGGGCGAACAGCUAGUGGACCAAAGUGUGGAGUGCAUUUCUGACAGGUCGUACGCACACCUAGUAAAGGACGAAAAGGAUAAGGUAAAUGACGAGAUAAAGGUAUCGGGAGAUAGAGGGGAACCUUCAAAAUACAUAAUGUCUAUAAAAUCUGAGUCUAAAUCUCUUUCUGAGAAAAUCGUGACUACCAAAUUUGAUGAAAGAAUGAAGUCUUCUGAAAACGCAUCUUCCGAAAUCGAAGACAAAGAGAUAAAAGUGGUUUCAUUAGGAAAAUCGCCCGACGUAUACACUGACAAGCCAAUUACAACCCCGACAGCAGUAGAUAUCAGCGUAGUAGAUGCUAAAACCACUUUAAAGGUGACAAAUGACUUACUCAAAUCAGAGCGUGCUUGUUUGCACGAUUUUCAUCCCGGUUUAAAAACGGGUCUCGUACUUACAGACGUGAGCACUAUAAGAGACGAAAAGGAUCCCUCCGUAAAAAUAGCCGUAGAAGAUGCGCGCCUUUUAGCAGAUGCAACGAAAGCAUUGGAUGAAGAGAAAAACGUAAAAGAGGAAAAGGUAAAACAAGAAAUAACGAAGGCUGAGGCCAUUCUUAGUCAGGGUUCUUCUGUCAAAACUGAUGAACAAAUAAUUAUUGAAGUCGAGGAAAGACUAGAAAAAGACAUUGAAAUGCCAGCCGCAGACUCGCGAGAAUCCACACCUGAAACAAGGCACAAAAUAAGAGGAAAAGUAAAAGAAGCUAAAAAAGCAGUCGGUGGUUUCUUUGGAUCACUAAUGGGACGGUCAAGGGACUCAGAUUCAGAACAAGAAAGCGAUUCUGGAAGAAGUGCAAUUCCUAAAAAGUCAAAAAAGAAAAAGAAAGGUGAAAAGGAAAUGAAAAAUAUAUCUGAGGAAACAGUAGUGACAACACAAAUACGCGACGAAUUAGACAGUGUAGGUGAAAGGAAUACAGACUUACUUUCAACUAAACAUUUUUUGCUGAACGAAAAACAAAGCUAUCACGCGGAACCAGACUUAAAGUACGUCGAUGAGGAUGACACACAUAUUGACACAGAAACAAUUGAAAGUGUAACGAAAAGCUCUGAAAUAGCACUGACGGACGAAAAUGAACUAAAGCAAGGACAAAUGGGACACAAAAAGAAGGCCGGAGGGUUCUUCGGAGCCCUUCGGGGAAAGAGUAAAGAUGGCGAAGAAGCCAAAGAAUCUACCACCAAAGACACAAAACUCACAGAAACUGAGGCAGAAACAGACAAAACUACACUUGCUACUACCAAAGCUUUCUUGUUAAACGAGCAACAAAUGUACCAAACAGACGAUAUCCUUAAAAUACAAAGCAAACCAAUCGUAACAGAGCACCAAGUUGCUGACAUGGCAGAGAUUGAAACAGAAGACAAAUAUUUAAAGGGUAAAAUAAAAGGAAAAGGAGCAAAGAAGGUGGUUGGAGAAUUCUUUGGUUCACUACGAAGCAAGGGUAAAGACGUAUCGGAAGAAACAAAUGACGAAACAAAAAAUAAAACAGAUCCUGACGAAAUAAAUACAGAAAUAGAGCAGGAUCUGCAAGCCUUCUCGGAAAAAAGAAAAACUACAGAUGAACCACCGAAACCUAAAACAGAUAUGCUAUGCAAAGCAUCAAACGUAAAUCAAAUCGGAGACAAAAGUACUUUAAAACAAUCAGAACAAACACAAUUAUUUUUAGAAAACGAACAAAAGAUGUACCAAACAAACAAGAUCGACCCCAUUAAAAAAGAUACAUUACAAACAGAGCAAAUCAUGGCUAAAGGAACAGAAUUAGCAGAAAAACAGGUUAAAAUUCGCCAAGAGGUCGACAAGGCCAAAGCUACUGUAGCCGAGGCCAAGGAGGCGGUCGAGGAGAGCAAAGAGAAGGCGGCAGACACUGUCUCUGACAUCAAGGAUUCCGUUGAGCACGAAAAGGACGAGAUCUCGAAGAAGGGCAAAAGUAAAGUAAAAGAGGCAAAGAAAGCAGUAGGCGGCUUCUUCGGUUCCCUGAUGGGCAAAGGCAAGGACGCUGCUGAGAGCGUGUCGGACAAAGUUGACGAGUCGGUACGCGAGGCGAAAGAAGCGGCCGAGGCCGCCAAGACGGAAGUUGUGGAGGCCAAGGAUAGCGUCGCGAGCGCGGCCGCCGAGAAAGCGGAUGAACUCGAAAUCAAAGUGCAGGACACCGUGACUGACGUCGCGGCAGUCGUAAGGGAGGGCGCGGAGGCGAUCAAGGACGCUGUAGUGGGCGGGGCCGAGAAAGUAGGCGAUGCCGUAGACGAGGUAGUUAGCGACGGGCUGAAAAGUCUCGAGGCGGGCGCCGACGAGGCCAAAGCUACUGUAGCCGAGGCCAAGGAGGCGGUCGAGGAGAGCAAAGAGAAGGCGGCAGACACUGUCUCUGACAUCAAGGAUUCCGCUGAGCACGAAAAGGACGAGAUCUCGAAGAAGGGCAAAUGUAAAGCAAAAGACAGUUUGCCGAUGGGACAAAGCGAGGACACUGCUGACAGCGUGUCUGAUAUAGCCGACAAGUCACCACGCGAGGCGAAAGAAGCUGCUGUGUCCGCCAAGAAAGAAGUUGUCGAGGUCAAGGAUGGCGUCGCGAGCACAGCCGCCGAGAAAGUGGAUGAAGUCAAAAUCAGAGUGCAGGACACUGUCUCUGACGUCGCUGCAGACAUAAGAAUGGGUGCGGAGGCUUUUGUGGGCGCUUUUGUGGGCGAGGCCGAGAAAGUAGGCGAACCUUCUGAAGGUGUAGCUUAUGAACGCCUUACAGGCCUCGAGGCAGGCGCCGACAAUGCGGAACUUACUGAAAUUCGAAUCGAAGCGCAGGACACCGUGACUUACAUUGGUACAGACCUUAAGGGCCUCAAUGACGCUUUAGUGGACGAAGCCGAGAUUGUUGCUGUUACUGAUUACAGGGUUGUAAGCGAUGAGCUAAAAAGUCUUGAUGCGGGCGUUGUUGAAGUCAAGGCUUUUGCUGCCGUGGCCAAGGGCUCAGUCGAGAGCAGCAAUGAGAAUGUGGCAGGCACUGUUUUGUCAGAAGACUCGAAGAGGGUUUUAGGAGGUUCAAAUGAAGGUUUUAUUCCAUUGCAGUCAACUGCUUUUCAAGUUGGCAUUGAAAGUGUUGUAGAGAUGGCUGUGGAGACCUUGUCUGACGUUUUGACUGAUCCAGAAGUUAUUAAUUUUACGGAGCCUGAGAUUGAUUUGUUGUUAGCAGCUGAUGUUGGCAGUGAGGAGAGUGAUGGAAACCUUAAAGGCAAGCAUUCUCAAGAGACUGCUUUUCCGGUCGGUGGGUCUUUUGCUCAAUCGGAUUUUGAUUUGACGAAGCAAAACAGUUCUUCGAUAGUUCACGAACAGGUUGUCGAGAAAUCGGAUGGCAAUCUUUUAUUUAAGGAGGUAGCUGUAAUUUUAGGGCAUUCUAGUGAGGAGGCCGUAAAUCCUCUGAAUGUUGGUGAUAGCUACCGUGACAGCAGUUUUGUGGCCGAAGAUAGUGAGGACACCGGUUAUCCUAUUUCACAUGACGUAACAGUUGAUGUUGUCAAGGCUGUUGCGGUUGAGACUGCUCUGACACUGACCGCCCCACCGGUGACUGGCGGAGAUUUGUUUCCCAUCGUCGCUGAGGAAUCAGUUAUGAAAAAACAUACCUUCAGUGUAGGGUCGCCCACGAAAACGCUCCGAACACAAGUAAGUGACGUUCCUGAAGAGUCCCAGGUUAUAAGUCAGUCGUCUUCUGAUUUUGAUUUGGAACUCUUGGCUGUUCAGAGUGCCUUGGAGCAGGCACCUGGCGUUCCCGUAUCAUCCUUUGAGUUAUCUGGAAGUGAUGUUUCCCACACAAAAUUAGAGGAAGGAAUUGCACAUGUUUCGGGCGAUGCUAGCAAUGAACCUGUUUGCAUUCAAAAAGUUGUGCACAGGGCUAGUAUUGAUGAGAAUUUCCCUGAUGUCGAUUUUUCCCAGUUCCGUGAAGUGGCUGACGAUGAACUGCAUCGCCAGAAAAGUAGCAUUUCACCUCCAAACCUUGUUUCGCUUCGUUCAGCACGUCAUACACGGGACAUCGCGUCUACUGAAUCGUAUCCUGUAGAGGUUGAAGAGAUGUGUGUAAGGCGUGUUGUGCCUGAGCUCACAUCUUUUGAACCUUCUGACGUCAGCGAGCCAAUCAUACUUGAUAAUCAACCUUUAAAAACCGCUAAUCCAGAUAUGGAUGCCCAUGCAGAGGCCAGUAUCUCAAUUUUAACGGAUCGGUUUUUAGUCGAAGAGCGAAAACUUGUUGAGGCCCGUCCAGAACGUGUUAGUCACAUUAGUAGCGAAUUGCUACUUGAGCGUUAUAGUACUCUUACUGGUGCUUUUUUGUCUGAAGAGCGGGGAACCAUUUCAAAGGCACCUGCUGGUACUAAUGAUAAAGACAUGGGAGAACCACAAGGAGAAAAAGAAAAUUUUGCUUCUGUUCAACCUGGCGUAGAUAAGCCAAAACUUAGUGAUAGAAGCGAGUCGCAUCCUCGCCAAGUUGCAGCUCAUGAAUAUGAUGUUAAUGUAUUUGAGAAAAUAGCCACUCCUAUUAGUUUGUCUUUUUCAGAGCCUUCUCAAAGUUUUCGGUCUACCGAGAAAGUUCAGGUUAUUCUAAGUGAAGUUGAUAAUUAUUGUCCACCUGGGGAACAUCCAUCAAUAACUGCUGAUCUUGAAAAAGUUUCUCAUUGUGAAAACUUGCAGUCAACAAAGCCGUUACCUGUUUCCCAAGACAUAGCACAAGUUGACUUCAAACCAGAGUCGUCUGACGCCUUGAGUGGUAGUACAAAGUCGCAUAUUAUAGAUCCAAACGAUGUAUCCACGGCCAUUUCUCAAAGUUCCGCUCUGGAACAGUAUGCUUUAAGAACUACGCACAUUACUUCUUUAUCCGAAAUUACAUCUUCCAAUGAAGCACAAAGUAGCAUUGAUAGUGGAAACGAUCUCACCUGCACUAAGAAAUCGCGAGAGGUUGUGAAUGCACCUUGUAUUGAGUCUGUUGAUCUCAUAGAGUCUUGUGAUUUAAGUAAUGCUAUGAAAGUAGAAACAUGUGUUAGGGGUUCUGCCUCUCGAGGAGAACAGUUCGACGAACUCCGUAGUGGGACUGUAGUUGAAUCAAAACAUUUUACGGGUGGAAUAGCAGUGUGCAUUGAUACAACAGUUGAGGAGGUUUCCUCUGAUGUCACGGACGUCUCGAUAACUACUGUUUCAGAUGCAGUAGAGACUGGGUCAAGUUUUGAAAUUACUGACACAUCUAAUGACAGAGAUUCAUUCACUGGGGGUAGUGAGCGCAUUGUUGGAGGAGACAGUGAAUCAUUCCAAAUGUCCCAAACAUUGGAGAUUAAACACAGAGCUAGUGUCGAGGAAAGCUCGCGCUCUGGGGUGUUGCAGCGGAUUUCUGGUGGUGCAACAGCUGGGAUCGCUGAAGACAACACAUUCUCUACAGUAUCAUCGGAGGACUUUGUUGAGCGUGAUUACGCUGUUGGAGACUUAUUAGAACAAAGUGCUCUGGUUACGUCUCAGGCAGAGUCCCCAAACUGUGACCCGCCGAAUAACAAAGAGAUUGAAAGAAACGAUGAUAUGAUUGAAGUAUCAAUAGAUGUUCCAAUGUCAACUGAAAUUGAGUACGAGCUAACAGCUGUUGAAGAUUUAACGGAUGGAAACAUUCGUGAUGACAAAGAAUUACUUGCUUUGAAAACUUCGAAACGUCGUGUCGAGGCAGUUUCUUCAAAAAUGUCGAGAAAAGUUAGCACGGGAUCCUCAACUGUGAGUAGAACAGCACGGGCAGAGAAGUUUCAAAAGCUAAGCAGCUCUACAGCAUCUGGAUCUGUUGAGGGAAAGUAUACAAAUAUCACAAGAACCUCGACAUCAAGCACAACAUCGCAGCGGACUGUUGUUGAUUUGCCAUCCAAGAGAUCUGCGCAGAGUAAGGAUCAGCUGUCGACUUCUGCAAUGGAACCACAUAUAUCAACUAGUAAAGUUAAAUCAAGGGGUUCAUUAGAAAUUAAAAAGACUGAAUACCAAAGUCCUUACCGUCAAACCUCUGCUUUUAACUACAUGCGCUCAACCGUCUCCCGCGAUGCAAAGCGGGGAAAAGAAUCGCAAGAAACUAUAGAGAAGCUGUCAAGCAGCCAAAAGUCCUCUAGAGAGGGAACGCCCACUAAAAGAGUGCCACUCAAACAGACAACAAAAUCGGUUAGUGUAACUCAAUCUAUUCAGUCUGGACGAUCGAGACAUACAACGAGCGAAAAAGAUGCCCAAAACACGAAAAUGAAGCAAACUCAUGUCCAAAAGUCACCGCGUGAUAACACUCCGCCAAGAAAAUAUUCCACCAAACAGACAGCAAAAUUAGCUGGUACUUCCAGACCCUCAAGCGUGUCAUCGACGUCAUCAUCGACCCGUCGCGUAUCAGAAAGCAGCAGUGCCUCAAGCACAAGAAGUAACACAGCUCGCUCUAGAAGUGAGUACACAGCUCAACCAUCGUCAUCUGCUUCUUUCAAGCAUACCCAAAGGCAAUCGAUGACCAGUAAGGAUGCACCACACCAAAAAAUCUACACUGCUUCCCAUACUACAAGCGUUCGCCAAACCAAAUAUGCAACUAAAACAUCAACAUCAGUAACGGGUGUUGUGCUAACUGAGCCGUCCAAAAUUAAGAGGCGGGAACGGAGUGCGAUUCCUGUGUCAUCGUCCACUAAAGCUACAACAAAGCCGUCCAAAGUGCCGUCAAAUAACGUCCAGAAGAAGACAUCCCAGGAAUCCGUACCGUCCACAAUUACUGGGGAAGAUUUUGAGUUAACUGAGCCUGAUAGUUCGUCUUUGAUUCAAGACGAAGCUGAGUCACUUGGGAUUCUGAGUCCUUCAGGAGAGGCAGUUUCGAGACGCGCGUCGUCGGCACCGAUUCCAACAUCCAGAGAACCAAUGUUGCAUUCCCUCCACCCACGAUUGCAGACGUCACUGCCUUCAAGCCCAAGCCGCCUGGCGCGUGCCGGGAAUCAAGGACUUGUAACCCAGUUACUCACGUCAGAGGUUUUCACAAGAACAGUUGAAUCAUCGGAAGCUGUAGAGGUUGUCUACCACCAACCUGAACGACAACGCCGUCCUACCGAGGGCGAACAGUCAUUCAUCGACACAACCGACUCAUCCUUGUCGGAAUCCACAGCAAUUCCCUCGUCGUCUACCUCGUCUGAUCGGCGACGCUCCCGCUCAGUGUCACCUAAGGCAACAAAGCGAUCAGACGUUAUAUCGACGGUGGAUACCGCUGACACGGUGCUCUGUGCGAUAAAAGAGGAGCAGGGCGACACCCCCGUUACCAGAAGUCAGCAUUGCGACGGAUUUCUCACGAUGUGUGAUAUCCCUGUCAUCGCUAUCAGUUCAGGAGACGACGAAUCGGCUUCGGCAGCUUCCCAUGACGCACCAGGUUUAUUGUUCACUGAGGACCCAAGCCAUCUAACAGAUGUGGAUGUGUUUGAGGCCUCAGAUACCGGGGAUGACGAGGACGGGCAUAGAAGCCCUGGUGUUGCUAUUGAUGCCUGUGUUGAGUUCGACAACACUUUCCACGAAACACUUAAAAUGGGCGAUAGUCCAACUCACUUCGAAACAAUGUCCAGAAGUCGACCGACUGGAAUUACGUUGGUUGCACUAGAGAGCGAACUCGUCGAUGGGUCCACAGAUAUCGAGGAGUUAGAGGAUGAUGAAGGUGAUUUCGAAAUAGAGGAAGUAGAGUAUAAUGAUGACGAAUUACGCAUAAUUGAUACGAUCCUUGGUGAGACCGGUUACGUUGACAUUGCAGACGAGUUAAGAGGUUCGAUCUCAUGCUCCCCGUCUCCCUCAGUAACUCCAGAUUAUCUCGCAAAAAAACAUAAGCAUUCUGCGCGUUCCAUUAAGAAAAUUUCCAAACGCAAACUUCUUGCACCAUCCCACACUUGGAGUCAAGGUGAUGAACAAGUAGACUGUGCAAAAUCAAGUAACAGAUUGAAAUCGCCCAGUCCCCGCUCGCGCCGACGGCGUAGCAAAUCCCCAAGAGGCCUUAUACCUGAUAUGCAAAGUGAAAGUAUAACCGAUAUCGAAGAUUUAGACCUGUCUGCUUCUGAAGAGCAUGUUAGGGAAGACAUUACGCCAACUGAGCUAGAUCUACCCGAACGCGGUCAAAUGAUCAUUUCUCAAGUUGCGCCUUCUUCGCCUAGUGAAAUUCUUGGAGCCGAUACAGAAGGAGAGGAGUUGGCACUGUCGGAUCUUGAUAAUCCUGGGGUCAAUCUUGAUAUUCCGCCGGUCCCUUAUUUAAGCGUAAGUCCAGACGUCACGGAGGCGCUUACGGACUUUGAGGAUGUCGAUUUUGAUAAAGAUGAAAUAAAAACACGUAUAACCAAAGAGGGGCGAGGCUCUGUUGAUGUGAUUCACAUCUCACGCCCUUCUCGUAAUAAGAAAGAAUGUUGCGAGUCCAGCUGCACCAGUUCUGACGAAGAGUUAGGCUUGCAGCGGAAAUGUGUUACAAAGCGUAAAGUUCCAAGAAUUACACUGCGAAGGGCAGAUGAAGGUGACAGCUCUGAUCAUGACGAAUCAGUCGAGUUGGAAAAGAAUUCUGGGCCUAUUAUAGCGGACAGAUACGGAACAGACUGUGAAGACAUCAAAUUCACUGAUCAUAGUGACAUUGAGGAGCACAGUGGACUCGGUGUCCUAAAUGUUCUUGUAUCGGACAUAGGUGGUCUGACAGACACUGAAAUAUACGAAGACGACGAAUCGUUGCGCCCAUGUACUCCCGAACCUGACUUUGACGUCACUGAUGAACGUAUGCCUGCACCAGUUCGCGAACUAACUUUGCUUAAAGAAAUCGAAGAAGGUAGACCAGAAUCCGUGGUACUGCCCUUAGGCGAUGGUCGGCCACUAGGCCUGAUGGUUGCUGCGGAAGAAACUGCUGGCACAACAGACACGGAGUAUAUCCUGGGUGAGUCAGAGGAUGAACAUUUCGAUUGCAGAAGCCCCGAUUUGCCCGACAUAGAUGGAGGGUCAGUGAAAGCAACUGACUCGGUCAAAUAUCAAAAGAAAACAUCAAAGACGUUAGCUGCGGGGACUGACUUUUUUGAUUCAUUAACUGACACUGAAGAUGCGAAUAAAAAUGGCUGGUCUAAGAAAAGACGAGCAAAGAAACAGGUUGGAUUAAAGCACGCUACUUCUUCCCUUUUUGUACAAGAAUUCCAAAUCGGUAAAUCUGACGUCGAAGAGAUCGAAGUAAGUGAUUUUGAAGAAUCGUUAAAAGUCGAGAAUCUUGGAACAAACUUUCAGUUACUUAGUAUACACCAUGCCCAAGAGGAGAAAACAGAUGUUGAAGACAUGUCCGCGACGUCCGGACUUGAAGAAGACGAGUAUGACAAUACUGAAAAUAGAGCCACACCAGAGAUAUUCAAAACAUUUGGCGUUGAAGUGGUUGCUAGCGCAGAGGGGGACGGCCCUUUUACUGCCGAAAGGCGUAAAGAAAUAACUUCCUACACAUCAAAUCUAAAGUGCGGAUCAGUCAGUAUUCCAUUAGAAGUAAGCAACACCGAUAUUGAGGAUGACUUUGUUACAUCUGCUGACGAAGAGUUAGUUCGUUCAGCUCGCGUGUCCAUAGAUGUGGAGCAAUCAAUUAUCUUUGAUAAAUCGAUGCGCAAAAUUAAUCUGGAGGCGCCAGAGGAAGCGCCAUAUGUCAAAGGGCGGCUUCUUGGGGAAACCCACACUGACGUCGAAGAAGUUGGUCUUUCUGAGGAAGAAAUGACUGGACAUUUAACCGUCGUAGACCAGCUCCCAGAAAUAUGUGUCUGCGUUACAAGCCAUGAAAGUGGGCCGCUGAGCUCAUCGGUCUGUGUUUGUGUAUCUCGCGAUCAGGGUCAUCUAUCCCUCAGACGCAAUACUUCUGAUCUGGCAGCUGAAGACAGAGACCAUUCCUCGGAUGUAGCAUCCCCACAACUAGAAGACCGCACCACUCGUCAGUUUUCGGACGGGUUAGGAGGAGGACGGAUUGGAUCAGAGGUGCCGCCCCCAUCCUCUUGCCCACACCCUACCCCACGACUUCAGACUGCUGACAAAGACGAUGACCCAGAUUCUGAACCUGCAAUUCAAGAGAAUAUUAAGAGUUAUUCUGAAAGGCGUGCUUUUUGGGAACAAGUUGCUAGCUCUGGUUCAGCGGAAACACCAACUGAAUCUGUACUUAGUCCAACGCAAGUUGUGGCUUCUCAGCAUGAGGAAAUUGAGAUAGUAAAUGUAGAAAUUGCACCUGUUCCAGUCCCAAGGCACAGUCAGCGCAACGAGAGUGUUGACUCUGAAGCUGACUAUUUAACAAAGCGAGGCCAAAACUUAGGCGAAGAAAAUAAUGCCUUUGUCAACGACGACGAAACGUGCGCACCGAAACGUCCGACAAGAAUGCACUCCGUAGAGGAAUACGGUGAUAAACCACCCCCUGUCGCAGUUCGGAAGGCGCUUUACGAAAGAUCCAUAUCACUUCCUUGCACUGACGAGCCGGCUACAAACAAACGCAAGAAACAGUUUGAAGACCAUGUGCGCAAAGAAUUGGUUGCUGAAAAUCUGCUUAGCCAGCUUGAAGAAGAAGCCGUUCCAGAACACAAAGAACUACCUCACAGGGGACCAAGUGACGACCUGGGAGAUUCUAUAUUUUCCGAUGAGACUUCUGAAACAGAUUUAGGAUUGGAUAGACCAUCCGCCGCAUGCUUGUCACACACUCUUGACAAGGACGAGGCCGUUGACAAUGUAAUGAGAGACGCUGCUGUCGCCUUAGUGGAAGAAACGGUUAGUAAUGCAGAAGCAAUGGUACACAAGGCAGAGCAACACGUUAUCCAAUACCCCGAAGAAGAAGUAAUUGAAUGGCACGAAGUUCGAGAUUCAAAGAAUAACUUUGAUACACCUCAAAACUACAAUAAAAAAAUAAGGGACUUCUCAGAUGACGAUAAGACCAAUACAGAACUUCGAAGAGAAAGUUUAGCUCGCACUCAUGAAGUCUCUAGCUCAAGGCUAGCGGAAGUAAUGCAGUACAAAGGAGAGACAAUUUGCAAACCCUCGGAUUCUCUAGAAGUGCACGUCGACAAAAGUGAAACCGAAGACACCGAAAAAUCUCGAGACCUUGAUGAAGACAUCAGGGAACUAGAGAACCAACGGCGCGCAGAGUCUCGCGUCUCAAGUGCUGAUAGCAAGGGUGCCCGAGGCCCUGGAGAUCAUCAAAGUCAAAGUUCUAGUGAGGACACACAAUGCGAGUCUGAUGUAACACCUGAAGACCAUCCUGACCAGUCGGAAGGACAUUUAUUGUACCAACCCCAGCAAAAUAUUCAGGAUAUAGUGUGGGAAGUCGGCGUUCAGGAUCAACCUGACCCUCUUGCGGAAGAAUUUGUUCACGACAUACUUGUACCUUCCGGUCAAAUUAUACUCCAGAAUGGGGAAAUUGAAGAAUGUCAGCAGCACACGUCACAUACUGUUAACACCAUUCCUACUCAUAUUACGGAAGAGGAAGCUAGAAAAGUUGCCGAAGAGCUAGUUCAAGAUAUAGAAGAGGAAGUGUCGAAGAGACAGAUAGAAGUCCCAAUAAUUGAUACGAUUCGUCAGAUCGCCGAGGAGAAAAAACUAGAGGACAGAGAAAUAGAACUUAUGGAGUCUAUUUUAGCCAAGAAGCAGCGCGAUCAAAGUCAUUUGUUUUCGCGAACAGACACCACUACGUCGAGCAUGGAAAUUACCGAUGAAGAUCUCCGCAGUAGUGGGGUUGAAAUUGACUUGUCCCCAACAGAAAGUCAAUCUGGCUUGUAUCAAUGUAUGGACCCUCGAGCUAGGCAAGAGGACGAAAAACCAGAAGCCCUUCGUUCAGAAGACAUCGAUCUCAGUGACUUGAAGCCUGAUCCAAUACAAAUAGACGAUACGACGAAUGAAAAACUACAGAAGAAUUUUUCAAUCAUUGAGGAAUCCGAUGAAUGUGAUACACGAUCUGACCAUUCAGAAGUUAGAGCUGACUUAACCCGCAAGGGCAAGUACGAUGUGGAGUCGCUAGACGAACUUCAACAAUCAUUAAAUGCAGUUAAUGAAGAGUUGGAGGAAGAAUUAGUAAUAAAAGAUUUCCCCUCAGAUGCUCUUGGUUGUUACAACAUUUCUGAGUCGCAAGAACCACCCCUUGAGUGUAAUAACAUGUCUCCAGCUCAGUGCGUCCCUCGUGGUUCUCCAACCGGUUCAACGACAAGCAGUGGGGGCAAGAGAACACCACCACCUAAACCAGAGAGAAAAUCAAAGGAAUCUACUGGAGCACGUGACGGCAGUCCUCCGGGGGUUCCCACUUCUGAGAAAGCCGUCGACAGAUUAAACGAACAUAUUGCAAUACGCGCAGAGAGUAUAGAGUCCCAAAAGUCAUCAUCUCAAGACGAUAAGUCACCACUGAGUUCCGGUGAAACCAGCAAAGAUAUGGUGGACACUCAAAAUGUAGUUCGGCGGCAUCAGUCGCGCCCCGAUGGAGAGUCUUCCAGUUCUGGAGAGCGAAGUAGUGGUGCGCUUUAUCCAGACCGGCGUUCAGGGGCAGAUUUUGAUCCUUACUCGAGUUCAAGUGAAAGUCAUUAUCACUCAUUUGAACAAUCCUACAGCAGACCGUGCUCGUCUGAUGUAGAGGGGCUUCUUGCUGUUACAACAGGUUCUUCCGAGUAUGAGUCUGCGCUUGCUUCGGCUCGCUCUAUGACAUCAACUGAUUACCAAACAGCAGUCAGUUCUCUGAGUUCAAGAGAAUCCAUGAAAUCACUGGACUCUGAAAGUAGCGGGCAUCUAGCAAGCGUAGAAGUGUCGAGUGAGGCGUCUGAGACACUCGUUCCAUCAGGGGCAGAUCUUGAUGAUAUGGAUGACAGCAUAAACAUUGUGCUAGACGACGAUCUUGAACGAAGGUGUGACCUUAGUUUUCAAGAGCGCAAUCGCGCCGGAGUUCUUUCUCAGGAGGUUUCGUGUGUAGCAAAAUAUCCUAGUGCUGAUGUGUCUGACGACGACGCUGAGGAUACGCGAGAUCAGAUUGAAACUGACGAAGAAGACGAAAUACCACACAUAAUGAAAAGGUCCCAUGAAAUGACCUUCAACCAGGAGCGGAAGGAGCAGUCGUCGUGUCCCGAUGAUAAGCUGGCUUCAAGCAUGGACGGAGACACUGGAAGUGUCUUAAGCAUGAGUAUAUCAAGUGCAUCUGAAACCAUAGCGGUUAAAACGGUGGUUGAGCUGUCAAGAACUGACUCCGACAAAAUGGACGCGUCAGCAACAUCCGAGCAGCUAACUGUGUCAGCUACCUCUCAAGAAAUGAGUAUUUCAUCUGAAUUCAAAGAGGAUGCGGAGGACAACAUUGUAUCGCUACUUCCGAAAACUGUCGAUUCUGAGACCUCAACACCAACUCACCAACGUGACAGUAAUGUAUCGUCUGUUACUUUAUUGACGUCAACUGUAGACGAAAAUGGGAUACAGUCCGCAAGCACACAAGUGACCUCAGAAAGUACAUGCGUUCCUCACGAGUUGCCAAGAAGGUCUCAUCGUCGUAAUGAGAGCACAAGUAAUUUUUCGCAAUUCAUCCCACCAAAAUCGUUGCCUGAACAUGUUUCUAAUCCGCUUAAGGAAAGCCACGCACCCGAGAGUGAUGGUUACUAUGAAGAACACAGAACGUCUCCAACUGAUGGAACGUUCUCAUCGAAGAAAGAUCUUGAGGAGUCCUACCAAACAGAGGCAGAUCAAGCAUUUCACCGCGAGGCCCGCGAAGGUCGCUAUUUGUCGGACGAUGUAGAACCAGAACUGGAGCAGCUGGAUGGGAGCAGACCGCAGUCUCAAGUAAGCAAGUCUGACUCUGAGAGUGGCCACAGAGCCGUUUCAUCUGGAUUUUCUGAUGAAAGAGCUGACUCUGAACUAGCAGAAGUCUUGCGACAGGGGUCUUCCGAUACUGCCUGCGAAGACAUUAUUGAGCGCCCCCUCACACCGGAGCCGGCAGAGGAGAUUCAAAUAAAACCCGAUCUAACUGAAUUUUCCUCUGAAGCACUCGCAAGUGUAUCUGAAUUAGACAUGGAAUACAGUCAGGCACAUGCCUUCAGCCGUACUGUCGAGUAUGCUUCGCACGUGAGCCCUCUUAAAGACAAACCCUGUGUCGCUUGGGAACACCCAGGCGAACACGAAGAUGAAAUGGCGGAGGCCGAGGCGGCAUUCCACAUGGUUCCCCACCAUUCUCCUCACCAUGGAGUACACCAUCAUCAACCGAAUCUACCUGAGACAAUUAUAGAGGACGAGGAUGCAGAGCAGAGUGAACUAGAGGCGCGUGAAGCAGCGCUUAAAGAGCAGGUUCGUCGGAGAGAGGAGCACAUGCGUAGCAUAUCACCAGCAAACAUUCCAGAUAUAACCGUCACUCAGCACAUGGCCCCAAUAAUUGAUAAGGAAUUCCAGUAUCCUGACUUGGAGCAAGAUGACGAGCAAGCCAUUGUUGAAUCUGCAAUGUCGAGCAGGGAGUCUACAACAGUUUCAGAAACUACGACGGACUCCAGCCAAGGCAGAGAGUACGUCCUUGACGACUCACUAAUGACUCAAUCUGAAGGGUCAACCGUUCUUGAUCAGACUUGCAAAGAAGUAAAGAGCAAAAACAGUGAAAUUGAUUCAGUAACAGAAUCUCCCACGAGCGAAUCAUUUGAAAUGUUAGAGAAACCAGAUGAGGCUCAUUCGAAGCAAGAUUUUUCCGAGGACUUUGUUAUUAUAGAGGAAAUUGGAAAAGAAGCCAAAGAAAGCGAUACUGAAGGAAAGGGGGUUCGGAUUGCGUCGGCCAGCAUUCCAAUGAAACGUAGAGAACCAGAGCAUGACGAUGAGGAAUUCAUUGCACAAUCGCCACCCCCUCCAGUAACGCGUAAGAUGGAUGUGAAAUACUAUGGUGAGGGUGGCAUGUUAGAUGAAGAUGACCCUUUUAGAUUUGACGUUGCUCAUGACACUGACCAGUCCGCAGGAGACGACGAAAUAGAAAAUGAAGCAGAAGUUGAGGCAGGAAAAAAGUGGAUUGAAAUGCAGUUUGGUGUCGAAGAACCAGCAGCAGUUACCGCAGGAUACAAUUACGAAAUGGAAUUUGAACGAGGACCACUAGAAGACAUAAAAGAAGAGGAUGAAAUGGGAACGAGUAGUAAAAUAGGAAGUGUUGGUAGUCAGAAAGAAUCUGUUGGCAGUUUUGGGAGUGGUAGUGUGAAAGAAUCACUAAGCAGUACUCCCGAGUAUGACGUGCUCGCCGGAAAAAAAUAUUUCACCCGAUCAGGAGAACAUGAUGACAUUUCGAUGAGCUCAUUGCAGGAAUUUGAGAGCUUGGAACAUCAAUUAGCACUUGAUUCAGCUCACAAGCGAAUGAUUGGAUCACAAGAUUCCCUUAAUGGUUUACCUAAAAAGCGGAUUGCAGGGGACGACAUAUCUCUGGCUUCCCUGCAAGAGUUUGAAAAAAUGGAGAAAGCAUGUGUAGAGGCGGAGCGCAUCGAAAUACGAGCGAGGGUAGAAGAGGCAAUGUUAUCUGAAAUUGAUGAGGGGCACGAAAGUCAAGUAUCUGACUCAGACGAAACCAUUUCUGGCGCUGCAAUGAAAACUAUAGGAGAUUCUGAUUCUGAUGACUACGAUAAACGUAUGUUUGAAAUCGACGAGAUUAUUCGCCAAGCUCAAUCCAACGUUGAACGUUUUGACGAACCACCGCGAUGCUCUGGAGGUGAUCCUGAGUCUUUUGGUCGUGGCGACUCCUUAGAAGAAGUGGCUAGAGUGCCGGAUUUGGACUAUGAUGCUCCGAUGUCUCUUAUUACUAGUACAGAUUCCUUGGAAAUUCGGAAGUUAUCAGAUUCCAUGGUUACAAGUUCAGAUUCAUUGGAUGUUAAUGUUAACCAGAGUCAGCAUAUGAUCACCAGUGCAGAUUCCAUUGAACUACAACAACAGUUGAAGAACCCAAUGAAAGCUGACAUCAUGACUGAUUCGAUUGAGCUUCCAACAGACCCUAGCCACAUGAUAACUUCAUCUGAUUCCUUAGAGCUCGAAACAACUUUAGAAAGAGGGGAUGCUGAAGACGAAGAGGCUUCGCUUGCUGGCAGGGGAAGUUUAAAAUCAGGAACUGGAUCACUUUGCGACAGGAGCAGUUCUAGCGGCCGAGAUGGCGAUCUGAGCUCGUCCAGUGCCUUUGGCGCUUGCGGAGGAGGUAGGAUAGACCCAUCUAUGCUCGGGAGCACUGACUCUUUGGAGCCAUCUAGCUCAACUGCUACUCAUGCAACGUAUCAGUAUGAAACGGACUCCAACAUGUCAUCUAGUUUUACCAGCGGGGGUUCUAACACUAUGAUGUCCAGCACAGAAACGCUUGAGGCAUCAGCUUCCAUCCCUCCUGAGGGAGUGUGGUUUGAGGAGACGUUUGUAGAAGGAGGGUCCUUCAUUCACGAGACUGUUGAGCCUUCUGAUGACCCUGAAUAUUCCCAUGUAAUAAAACGAAUAGUACAGAGUUCACCGGAGAUUCGCAAAGUUACAUUUAGAGGCCCUACUUCAGAGGCUGCCCUUAAAGACUAUAUUGAGAGAUUUGGUGCAGGGGACCAAUCAUACGAAACUCAACAAACAGGACCUGAUGGCAGUGUACAUACAAGUCGUGUCGUACAGCAUAGAGUUGUGAUGCGCGAUGACGUGCUUCGAACUGACCUGACAGGACCAGAGCUGGAGGACUAUCUUAAACUCCACGGCAUGAACGAGACUGACUUAACAAAUAUCCUUUCUUCAUCGUCCUCCUCCCAAGCCGAGGUACCCGGUCCCGGGGCUAUAGUCGCUACAACCCAGCAUCGACUAACUGCCUCCCACCUAACAGGCAUGGGAGCCACGGAAGGCACCAACCCCAGCGCUGCUCCUACAUCAGCCCUGCCUCGUCGGCCGCCUCCGUCUCAUGACAUUAGCGUUGAUGAUGAGCCUGAGUUUGACGUUCGAGAGCACGACUGGAGGUUCAACCUGCAGCAUAGCGCCGAGGCUCCGGAAGAAGAGGAAGUGAGUUCUGCUGAAGAAAAGCAGUGAGCAUCAGUACAACUCUCCCUCUGCCCGCCGGCAUCUUUAGGAAGUGCUCCCAAAUUUGGCCCAUUUGGGUCCACUGACGCGAGAUGUUCGGCCAGGAAAGUGCAGCAGCUCGAUUCCAAGCAUUUUCAACUAUCAGCGACCUUGAAAAAAAAAAAACCGUAGUGUAUAAUGCUGUCUUGAGCUGUAGCAGCUAGCUGGGUACAUUGACCAACUCUCGAUAUAGUGACUGGUUACCUGACCAGCAGAAAAUAAAUCUUCGGAAAACCGUACAUUCUUGUACCAGACUGCCCUCGUUCCCCGCACGGAGCUGAAGGCAUAAAAAAUUCUUUUUUCUCGUCAUUUUUUUCCACUGGUUACAAUAGAAUUUUGAAAACGGGAUUUAGUCUGUUGUUAAAGCUAAACACACUUAAUUCUUUCUCCUUAUCAAAGAGACAUUUCUUGUGGAAUCAUUUAGUGCUCCAUCGAAGAAAUAUGCCUUGUGUAUGUAUUUCUAACCAAAUCAACUGUAUAAACAUCGAUACAUAUGUCAUAAUUGAUCUUGUUGCUGGUAGUUGUGUAAAGUCUUUGCUGCUCUUGCAAUAACUUGUUUUAUAAACACUUUUCAAAUUAUUACUUUGUUACUAGAUUGAAAACUCAAUCAAAAUCCAGCAGCAAGUACUUAUUUAAAUUAUUUAAUAAGCUAAUAGAAAAAUAUUGUAAAAAAGUUCUUCUUUUGUUUCAAAUGUAAUGACAGAUACUUUCAAAAGGAAAAAUCAGAUUAGGAUUAGAAAAGUGCAUGACAAUUUAAAAUUGCAAAUGUUAUAGAAAAAUGCUGCCCUAAGCAGGCUUUUUUGUUGUUGUUGUCCAAAACACGCCUCUCCCUUAGCAAAUGAUAGCUUUCUAAAUGUAUUUUUGUGGAUCCUUUCUGGAUGUCAGUGGAGGGUUUAUGCGAAGUGAAGUAGAAAGGCGUGUACGUAGGCUUUCUUAAGCCUGGUUUUAGUCUUCAUAUAGAUCAAGGUUGCUUUUUUAUGUAUGUGAUUCAACGAUGGAUUAGUACAGAAACUUUGUAGUGUGGUGGAGAAUAAUGGAGGACAUGCUCUACGUUUGAAUGCGAGUAAAUGUAUGAUGUGUUGUUUACCCAACCGAAACUUUAUGUGGUAUCUUCGGUCGGUGAAGUGCAUUAUAUUUUGUUCUACAGCAAAAAAACUUUUAAUUAUAUGAAACAUGUGUAUUUGAUCUAUGCUUUAACACUACUCUUCGAUAAAAAAUAAAAUUUUGAGUAUCUGA